Messenger RNA from Megalops cyprinoides (Indo-Pacific tarpon), 1398 nucleotides. RefSeq names its product serine/threonine-protein phosphatase PP1-beta catalytic subunit-like. The coding region runs from base 1 to 984 and encodes 327 amino acids. Gene Ontology annotation, biological process: regulation of circadian rhythm; circadian regulation of gene expression. Gene Ontology annotation, cellular component: cytoplasm; nucleus. The transcript has 8 exons. The record is from RefSeq and is a predicted model, not a curated record. NCBI's taxonomy places the organism in Eukaryota, Metazoa, Chordata, Actinopteri, Elopiformes, Megalopidae. Gene Ontology annotation, molecular function: protein serine/threonine phosphatase activity.
AUGGCGGAAGGGGAGUUGGACGUAGACUCGCUUAUCUCCAGGCUUUUGGAAGUGCGGGGGUGUCGCCCGGGGAAGAUCGUGCAGAUGACGGAGGCGGAGGUGCGGGGGCUCUGCAUCAAGUCCCGCGAGAUCUUCCUGAGCCAGCCCAUCCUGCUGGAGCUGGAGGCGCCGCUCAAGAUCUGCGGUGAUAUCCACGGGCAGUACACAGACCUGUUGCGGCUCUUUGAGUACGGGGGCUUCCCCCCGGAGGCGAAUUACCUGUUCCUGGGGGACUACGUGGACCGAGGGAAGCAGUCGCUGGAGACCAUCUGUCUGCUGCUGGCCUACAAGAUCAAAUACCCCGAGAACUUCUUCCUGCUGAGGGGCAACCACGAGUGUGCCUCCAUCAACCGCAUCUACGGCUUCUAUGAUGAGUGUAAGAGAAGAUUCAACAUCAAGCUGUGGAAGACCUUCACCGACUGCUUCAACUGCCUGCCCAUCGCUGCCAUCGUGGACGAAAAGAUCUUCUGCUGCCAUGGAGGUCUGUCCCCCGACCUGCAGUCCAUGGAGCAGAUCCGGCGCAUCAUGAGGCCCACUGAUGUUCCUGACACAGGACUGCUGUGUGACCUGUUGUGGUCGGAUCCCGAUAAGGACGUGCAGGGGUGGGGGGAGAACGACCGCGGCGUGUCCUUCACCUUCGGGGCGGACGUGGUCAGCAAGUUCCUCAACCGCCACGACCUGGACCUUAUCUGCAGAGCACACCAGGUUGUGGAGGACGGUUACGAGUUCUUUGCAAAGAGGCAGCUGGUCACUCUGUUCUCCGCCCCCAACUACUGCGGCGAGUUCGACAACGCGGGCGGGAUGAUGAGCGUGGACGAGACGCUCAUGUGCUCCUUCCAGAUCCUGAAGCCCUCUGAGAAGAAAGCCAAGUACCAGUACGGAGGGAUGAAUUCAGGGCGGCCCAUCACCCCACCACGUACAGCUGCACCCCCAAAGAAGCGGUGAAGAAAGAGAGAGGGAGAGAAAGAGAUCGUGGGGAUUGAAAAGCAAACGGCUCAGCCUUCUCAGAUAAAAGUGAAGCAUUAACUGAAACCGAAACGACCCCCGCACCGUUUUUUUUCCUGAACUGUUUUCUGUAAGAUGCACAUGUCCUCUCUGCAACAGCCUGUUCUGUCCCGUUAAAGACAGACUAUUUAAAAAGCAGCCACUCCCGAUUCCCGAUCGUCUGCCCCUGGUGCCUCUGCAGGGUUUCCCCUACAAACCGAUAGCUUUCCCGCUCACAGAACGGCACAUUUCUGAGCUCUCUUCAGUUUACCAGGGAUUUCCCCCCAUCUAAGUGAAAUAAUAGGUAAUGACUGCCGUUUUUUUUUCUUUUUUCAAUAAAUAAUUUGGGGAAUCGUGUGCUUUGUGGUUGUUUUU